AUGUUCUACAUGAAGACUGGUCCGAUGCGAUACUGCGACACGGUGGUUGCCGAAGUGUACCAAACACAGCCGAAGUCAAUAACAUACUCACCUGCCACCUCCACACGUCAAAAUCCCUACAACAUCAACCCAAGCACCGCCAAUGUCCAGAAUCACCUCAAACAUCUCCUCAGCCAAACACAAAUUCAAGCCUUCCAAGAACAAAAAACAGAAAUCCCAGCAAAAACAUCGAAACUCCACCGAAACAGCAUCAACAUUCUCCUCCGAUUCCACAUUCAUCUCCUCAUUCAGCUCAUUCCCAAGACGUCUAAGUGCACGGGUCCGGCGCCGAUGGCGAAGAGCAUCUCAGAGUACACAGAACUCAUCACCCGGCGGAAAUUCGAGGACAGUGUCGAGCAGUCAUAUGCCGUCAUCGGGGUCUGCUACCGGUGA
Lithohypha guttulata is the source of this 432-nucleotide messenger RNA. RefSeq lists its product as uncharacterized. The coding region runs from base 1 to 432 and encodes 143 amino acids. Lineage: Eukaryota; Fungi; Ascomycota; Eurotiomycetes; Chaetothyriales; Trichomeriaceae. The transcript has 2 exons. The record is from RefSeq and is a predicted model, not a curated record.